AAAGGAUGGAGCAUGAUUAUCCCAUACCAGUCUACGUUGUGGAAUCCUGUCCUCAAAAUAAGGCAGACUGGGACCUUAGAUCGAGGCAACUGAACUGCAGCAAUGAUGACACUAAAACUCACAGGUACCAUUGUGUACCAAACGGCCAGAAAACAGCGUUGCUGGAAUUUUGUUACGAUGUUAUCAGACCACUUGUACAGAAAGAUAAUUGUAUGGAACUCGCCCAAAGUGGGACCCUCAACCAACAUUGGUGCAAGAAUUUUCUCAGUGGCUGUCCAGAGAAAUACUAUUACAGUGAUGAGUCCUAUCUCUAUCCAAAUUGUUCAAGAAUCAAUCUAUAUGGAAAAUGUUAUGUUGCUGACCCUAGUUGUGAAUUUGCAAGCACUACGAUUGCUUCUGUCACUGAAACCAUCAUUUCAACGGGCAUGUCCCUUUCAGAAAACAUAAACUGCGCCCACCUGGAAUCAUCGCUUACCAUUGUCUCCACUAUUCUCAGUUUUCUUAUAGUAUUAUCUUGUCUUACAAAUAUAGUUAUUCUAAACCGAAAGAGAAUACCAGGACAAUCCACAAGUUGUUUAGAUCCAAAGGAUCUUCCUUGUUCACCAAGAAAGGAGGAUAUAGAAAAUGUACCUGCCGGAGAAAAUCCUAACGAUUCAAAAUACAUAUCCGUAAAGACGACGAAAGAAGACCAGAAAAAGAAGAAUGAAGAAACAACAAAAAGAGAAAAAUUAGCAGAAAAUGAACCCAUGCUACGAGAGCCUCCUUACCAUUCAGCCUCUGACGACAAAGAGGAGGACAUAGAAAAUGUACUUGUCGGAGAAAAUCCAAACGAUUUACAAUAUGUAUCUGUGACGACAAAGCAAGGCCAAGAUAAGAGGAAUGAGGAUGGUCUGGAUCUUAAUGGAAAAGGAUACAAGAAAAAGAUUGGUGCGAGUAUAGAACUGGGAACAACAAACUCCGGAUAUUGUUAUUCUUAUUAUGAGCAGUUUUGGAAAGAUCCUGUUGGAAGUAUCAUCUUAAAUAAAUGGUAUUCUUCAGAGCUUGAGACCUUGAGAACCGGCACAGAAAUUCUUUUAGAUAAAAACUUGAAUUGCAUAAACUUUGGAUAUGAAGCUGAAAACUCGUAUGCAGAAAGGGAUGCAGAGAACAUUCAAGAGGAAUACUACUUCUUUUCAAAAUUUAUUAAGGACCUCUCAAAAUAUUUUAGGAAGGAUAAAACAAGAUCAAAGCAUGUUCUUCAUGCUGUUAAUGCACAGAAGGAGUUUGAUGCCAUGGAUAUUGUGGCUAAAGCAAUAGAAUAUAUAAUGAAAGAGAUUUUCAACGACUUAAACAGUAGAGGCUAUAAAAAAGAAGACAUCAAUAUGCACUGGGUUCUUACUGUAUCAUCAUUGUGGAACAACAAAGGAAAACAAUUUUUGUGCGACUGUGCAACAAAGGCUGGUAUAAGUAGACAGGCACUUUUAAUUGUUACGGAAACCGAUGCAUUGGUGAUGUACAGUAGAUAUUCAGAAAUAUGGGGGUCAAACACUAAGGAUAUAUUAAAAUGUGGAACUAAAGUCAUGGUACUUGAUAUUGGAGGUAGUGUUAUGAAUGUAACAAUACAUGAGGCUGACUUUAAUGGAUCCCUCAAGUUUCUGAAGGCCUAUAAAUCCGUAGACUGUGGUGGAAACGAUGUUGAUAACAUGUUCAAGAAAUUGUUAAGCGUUAUCACAGGAGAACAGAAACUCGUAGAGUAUGAGAAGGAAUUCACAUCUGAUUAUCUCGAAAUGUUUAGGGCCUUUGAAAUAAGAAAAAGACAAGCUAGAUCGGGGAGACCACUAGUUAAUAUAAGGCUACCUUUAACUUUCAUGAACUUUUGUAAAAGGCACAAUAGGGACAUGAACAUAUAUCUUGAACAAAAAUUUGGAGAAUCUGUAAGAUGUUAUGGAGAUAAUCUCAAAAUCGAUAAAUCAGAAUUCGAAAAAUUAUUCGAAGAUACUGUAAAGAAACUUGUCAAUGAAGCUGAAUUUUUUUACAAAAAAGAAUCUGACACUAAAUUAAUAUUGAUGGUUGGAGGUUUUUCAAAUUUUUACUUACUACAAAAUAGGAUAGGUGACACAUUCUCUAACAAAUGCCGUAUUUUGUUUGAGGACAAUCCAGAAAUUGCUGUAUUGAGAGGAUCUGUGCUGUAUUCACACCAGCCGCACGUGUACCGAAUGAUCGAAAAAGAUGUAAUUGAGUGACCCUUGAGUCAUAUUUAAAUUCAACCAAAAAUGGAAACUCUUAUUAUUUUAGAAGUGUUUCAAUAUGCACAUAGACAGUGUUUGUUACAGCUCUGUGAACACUCCUCAUUUCCCACAACCAAAAUAGAAUUUAAUGAAAACAAACAGUGAUCAACCUCGAAAGUCAAUGUAAGGCAAACACAAACCUACCAGAACAUCAGAAGUGGAAUUAGGUGCCAUGAUGGAGUAAUCAUCCCAUAUCAACUGGUCAAGCCCGCCAUGUGCGCCCUGUCGUGAUCGGCCAAUUGUGGAAAAUACGUAAACGAUUCAGUAAAAUAACGGCCUAACAAUUUGUAUGAAAUUGUUGGUCAAUAUUUGCCUUAAUGAUUAGUAUUAAUUGUAUUUGCUGACAAGGACAAUGUAUUGACCAUAAAUUUGCAAAAUACUUAAUUUCAGAGAGACUCUAUUCUUAUUUCAUCAUUUUCUUUGUCGGUAACUCGCCCCAUUG
This is a messenger RNA of Saccostrea cuccullata (small rock oyster), 2709 nucleotides long. RefSeq names its product heat shock 70 kDa protein 12A-like. Lineage: Eukaryota; Metazoa; Mollusca; Bivalvia; Ostreida; Ostreidae. The transcript has 14 exons. The record is from RefSeq and is a predicted model, not a curated record. Bases 6 to 2222 code for a protein of 738 amino acids.